Molecule: messenger RNA, 1554 nt
Organism: Pecten maximus
Lineage: Eukaryota; Metazoa; Mollusca; Bivalvia; Pectinida; Pectinidae
Product: sericin 1-like
Exons: 2
Coding region: 1-1554 (517 amino acids)
Source: RefSeq, a predicted model, not a curated record
AUGUCUCGGGUUGUAGAGAGUGACGUCAUAGAGACGGUGGCUGUAUCUCGAGAAAGAGAGGAUAACGGCACGAGGAGGCCGUACGUCGAUAUAAAGAGAUUGGAGAUACGAGAGAAGAAGUCGUAUCUCGACAUUCACAGUGGAGAGCGUCAUGGAGAGAUUGACAACACGAGGGACGGAGUUACAUCUCGAGAUGGAGAGAUUGACAACACAAGGGACGGAGUUACAUCUCGAGAUGGAGAGAUUGACAACACGAGGGACGGAGUUACAUCUCGAGAUGGAGAGAUUGACAACACGAGGGACGGAGAGAUUGACAACACGAGGGACGGAGUUACCUCUCGAGAUGGAGAGAUUGACAACACAAGGGACGGAGUUACAUCUCGAGAUGGAGAGAUUGACAACACGAGGGACGGAGUUGUCUCUCGAGAUGGAGAGAUUGACAACACGAGGGACGGAGUUACCUCUCGAGAUGGAGAGAUUGACAACACGAGGGACGGAGUUACCUCUCGAGAUGGAGAGAGUGACAACACGAGGGACGGAGUUACCUCUCGAGAUGAAGAGAUUGACAACACGGGGGACGGAGUUACAUCUCGAGAUGGAGAGAUUGACAACACGAGGGACGGAGUUGUAUCUCGAGAUGAAGAGAUUGACAACACAGGGGACGGAGUUACCUCUCGAGAUGGAGAGAUUGACAACACAAGGGACGGAGUUACAUCUCGAGAUGGAGAGAUUGACAACACGGGGGACAGAGUGAUUGACAACACGAGGGACGGAGUUACCUCUCUAGAUGGAGAUAUUGACAACACGAGGGACGGAGUUGUCUCUCGAGAUGGAGAGAUUGACAACACGAGGGACGGAGUUGUCUCUCGAGAUGGAGAGAUUGACAACACGAGGGACGGAGUUACCUCUCGAGAUGGAGAGAUUGACAACACGGGGGACGGAGUUACAUCUCGAGAUGGAGAGAUUGACAACAAGAGGGACAGAGUGAUUGACAACACGAGGGACGGAGUGAUUGACAACACGAGGGACGGAGUUACAUCUCGAGAUGGAGAGAUUGACAACACGGGGGACAGAGUGAUUGACAACACGAGGGACGGAGUGAUUGACAACACGAGGGACGGAGUUACCUCUCUAGAUGGAGAUAUUGACAACACGAGGGACGGAGUUACCUCUUUAGAUGGAGAGAUUGACAACACGAGGGACGGAGUUACAUCUCGAGAUGGAGAGAUUGACAACACGAGGGACGGAGUGAUUGACAACACGAGGGACGGAGUUACCUCUCGAGAUGGAGAGAUUGACAACACGAGGGACGGAGUUACAUCUCGAGAUGGAGAGAUUGACAACACGAGGGACGGAGUUACAUCUCGAGAUGGAGAGAUUGACAACACGAGGGACGGAGUGAUUGACAACACGAGGGACGGAGUUACCUCUCGAGAUGGAGAGAUUGACAACACGAGGGACGGAGAGAUUGACAACACCAGGGACGGAGUUACAUCUCGAGAUGGAGAGAUUGACAACACGAGGGACGGAGUUACCUCUCUAGAUGGAGAUUGA